This is a messenger RNA of Perca fluviatilis (European perch), 1604 nucleotides long. Its product is annotated as sterile alpha motif domain-containing protein 3-like. The transcript is spliced from 9 exons. Lineage: Eukaryota; Metazoa; Chordata; Actinopteri; Perciformes; Percidae. The record is from RefSeq and is a predicted model, not a curated record. Bases 52 to 1596 code for a protein of 514 amino acids.
GCAAUAUAAGAAUUGGAUAGUAAAAAAUAUUUAUCUCGGAGGCAACAUUGAAUGUUGAUUUUUGAAAAGAGGGAGUUCACACAUGCGCAGUGGCUGCAGCAGCAGCAGCAGCAGCACUUUGCUUCUCCCAACCGUCACUGCUGCACCUGGCGCGAAAACCCGAGAACAAUGGAGCUGUCAACGGAGGAGCUGCUCCAGAAGUUAACAGAGUCAGGGAUUAUACUGACGGAAGAAGAGACACAGAGAUUCAGAGACAAUGACGUGGAUGGAGAGACAGUACAGUGCGGCUUGACUGAACAUAUGGUGGCAUUCCUUUUUUCUGGUUCAUUUAAAAAGCAACUUAAAUUCAACACAUUUGUACAGGAGCUGAAGGAUGUAACACUGACUUUAGUACCAGUGCCAGAUGUUAACACUGAGCAACCUUUGACAACAGACAGAAACGAGGCAAGUGGCAGACUGCCUCUUGGUUUUGUUAUUCCUCCUUUCCCUAGAGAUCUUCAGACCAGACUUGACAAAAGGGAAGCAUGUCAGAAGUCCAGCAAAGAUCGACAUACGAUCAUUCGUGUUCUGCAUGAAGCAGUUAUAGAACACACAAUGUAUCCCAACAAUGCGGAAUAUGUGCAAGUAGUUAGAGCACUUAUUGUGAAGUAUCCUUUUCUUAAGGAUCUGGAGGGAAACGGCUAUCAUACCUGGCAUCAGUCACUUAAACGCAAAUUCAAAGCAGAGCGUGCCCCUUUGAUUCAUGAAGACGAAGUGAAAAGGAGUAAAGAGAAGUUUGGUCACAAGAGAGCCAGAGAGUCUACAGAAGCGGCAAGAGCCUGUUGCAGAUCUGUGUCACGAGUACCUGCUGUGAUUGGUGAGGACGCGUCUUCUAUUGAGAGGCAUGUGCAAGUCCUACAUAUGCAGUAUGAGAAGAUGACACCUGACGCCUCUGUGGUCAACGACCGCAUGCAGCGAACUUUUGCAUGGCGAAGAAAGGAGAUCGCAGAUGGCAUGGCAGUGGAGGACGUAUUAAAGAAAUACCCUUUCCUAAGAACACCCACAGGGUUGUGCGAUGAGGUUGACAGGAUCCAUCCAUCUACGGUGAACUUGUACAGACGCUGGAAAGAGGGAUUCACUGGCAUAGUGCCUAAGGUGGUCAAGCUGGUGCAAGGAAAAUCCCCAUUAGCCAAGAUGUACACCGAAGCAAGGGAGGAAAUGCUGACAGAAGAUCUACCAGACGUUGACCUCCGUGCUGCGCUGAUCCUGUUGCCUCACAUCUUUAAAGAGAAGGUUGACCGGUUCAUUACAUUGGGACAGUAUGACGCUCAAAGUCCCUAUCCAACUGUACAGUUGGUAGACACUGACUGGAAGAUGGCCUUUACCAGGAAGGUUCCGGUUACGGUCAAAGUGGACGGCGUGGAUCUGUGCAGGGGAACAGGAGUUGAGGAUGGGGUAAUAGCCGCCUUCUGUACCUACUUUGUUUUCGACAUGGCUUACCCACCCUACAUGAAGAAUACCUUGUCCUUUCUUCAACGUACACUACUGAACAUUACUGUGGUGGGUGAAAAGCCCCUUCCAGUCACUGUGACUCGAAUGAUCAAUCUACUAUACUAAAUAUGCCA